This is a messenger RNA of Octopus bimaculoides (California two-spot octopus), 9149 nucleotides long. Its product is annotated as protein furry. The record is from RefSeq and is a predicted model, not a curated record. Gene Ontology annotation, cellular component: site of polarized growth; cell cortex. NCBI's taxonomy places the organism in Eukaryota, Metazoa, Mollusca, Cephalopoda, Octopoda, Octopodidae. Gene Ontology annotation, biological process: neuron projection development; cell morphogenesis.
UGUUAUAUUUAUGAAAGAAUGAAUCAGACACAUCAACCAAUGGAUGAGGCUGAACACACCAUCAAACUGCCAUGGAAGAAUGAGGAUUCAUACAAUAAUAAUUUCGAUCUGAACCAAGAUGUCACACCAGGUGAAUAUGUGGUACAGACAUUAUUCCUGGAGUUCUGUUCAGUUACAGACAGGAAGAUCGAACAAGUCUUGGCAGAACCUCUGGAACGUUCUCUCUCCAAGUCUCUACAGCGAAGUGAGGACCCACAGUUAGACCAGGUGCUGUCAUCUUUAGGCUGUGUUGCUGAGCAGUCACUACCAUCUCUGCUUAAUACUUUAUUCAAAUGGUACAAAGGCCAGUUUGUUACUGAUGAAUCCCUUUUCAUUGAACAGUUCAGACAUAAAAACAAAGGAGACAGAGAUUACUUGUGUGAAAAACGUGAUUUGGCUGUAGAAUUCGUCUACUGUUUGGCCCUCACAGAAGUUCUUUCAAAGUUGUACUACCAUCCUGGGCAUGAUGACUUAGUCAACCAAAUAAUUCCUCAUGCUUUUCGGCAUUUCUCCUAUAAAGAAGGACUGCAGUCUUCCCCAAAUGCUGCCAAUAUUAAUCUCAUAUCUGACCUCUAUGCUGAGGUCAUUGGAGUUUUGUCACAAUCCAGGUUUACUCAUGUUCGGAAGAAUUUCCAGAAUGACUUAAAAGACUUAAAAUGCCGAGACCAAAGCACCAGCACCACUCAAAGUAUCAUCAGUUUACUUCGAGGCUUGAAGUUCUUCAGAGUGAAGAUGCAUCCAAUUGAGGAUUUCCAAGCAUGUUUUCAGUUUCUUCAUGAACUUGGUCAUUAUUUCCUUGAAGUGAGGGACAAAGACAUCAGGCAUGCCCUGGCAAUGCUAUUUGUAGAAAUACUGCUCCCAGUUGCCGCUAAAGUGAAGACUGAAGUUAAUGUACCUAUACUAAAAAACUUUGUCGAGAUGCUGUACACCACAUCUAUCGACAUGGCAACCAAAAAGAAACAUACAAUGCAUUUAUUCCCAUUAGUAACCUGCCUACUUAGUGUCAGCCAGAAACAAUUUUUCUUGAACAACUGGCCCUAUUUCCUGACAAUGUGCCUGUCACAACUGAAGAAUAAAGAUCCAAAAAUAUCACGAGUGGCCUUAGAGUCUUUAUAUCGGCUUUUGUGGGUGUAUAUGGUGCGGAUAAAAUGUGAGAGUAAUACAGCUACUGUGAGUCGGCUUCAGAGUAUUGUAAACAGCUUAUUUCCUAAAGGGUCAAAGCUUGUGACCCCUAGAGAUACUCCAUUGAAUAUUUUUGUGAAGAUCAUCCAGUUUAUAGCAAAGGAAAGGUUAGAUUUUGCCAUGAAAGAAAUUAUUUUUGAUCUCCUCUGUGUUGGCAGACCAAUUAAGUUUUUAACUCCAGAGAGAAUGAGUAUUGGAUUACGAGCUUUCCUAGUAAUAGCAGAUAGCUUAGAACAAAAGGAUGGUGACCCACCAAUGCCACAAUCAACAGCCACUUUGCCAUCAGGAAGUACAGUUCGAAUUAAAAGAACUUUCCUCAACAAGAUGCUAACUGAUGAAACUGCUCAAAGAAUUGGCCUCAGUGGCUACCAUUCACAUGUCCUCAAGACUUUCGACUCCAUUCUCCGAGCACUUGACCUUCAAGUCGGAAGAACAUUCUUGCUUACCAAAGGAGAACACACAAAUAAGGAAGCUGAGGAGAUUCUUACCGGUGACCGUAAACCAAAGAUUGAUUUAUUCCGUACAUGUGUGGCAGCAAUUCCUCGCCUGUUACCAGACACAAUGAGUAACCAGGAACUGGUUGAGAUGCUGACCAGACUCACUGUUCAUAUUGAUGAUGAGCUGAAAGGGUUGGCAUUCCAGGCUUUGCAGAAUCUCAUGCAGGAGUCUCCUCUUUACAGACAGCAAGUUAUUCAAGGUUUUGUUUUAUUCAUCCAACAAGAUUUAAGUGACCUUAAUUCUCAGUUACUGGAUGGUGCACUGCGCAUGUUGGUGCAACUGCUGGCACGUUGGAAGAACAAUUCCAGUCCACAGAAAACCCCACCGGCCCGUGUAAAGAAUCUACACACCACUAAUAUUGAGGAACACAUGGAGAAACCUAACCCCACCAGUUUUUACGUCCUCCAUGAAGUGGAAGGUCUUGCCCUUGUUAUGCUCUGUAGCAUUCGCUUGGUGACCAGGAAAUUAGCCCUGCUUCUUCUCAAGGAGGUUCGGUGCAUCCUUGGCACUAAUGAAUCUGCACAAGCCGAGGUCUCUACUCCUUGUUUACUUGAUAUGAUGAACACACACAGCCCUGCUGCCGUGAAGCAGGUCCUACCUUACUUACCAGCAUCAGAAAAGGCUGCUGUAUUAGUUGUGUCCAACAUUGACCUGCAGUGGAUUCUUGACCGAGCCGCACAUGUUUGGUCAGCACCAAAGCAGCAUUCAGAGGAAAUCCAGCAGUAUACAAUGGUGAAUACGACCUUCAGCCAACCAGACCCUUGGGUCAAGUGCCUUGUCAAUAUUGUCUCACCGUCUUCGUCAUCAUGUCCGUCAUCAUCGUCAUCAUUCAGUCAGAGCCCUCCAGCUAUUGGUUAUGCAUGGAUGGUCGUUUACUCCAGGCUUCAGUCUCUCUUCCCAUUGGUUGAUUUGAGUGCUCAGAGCAAUGAUAACCGAGCUUCCAGUAUCCUCCGUUCUGUUAGCAAGAAGGUAAGCAAUGAGACAGAAGCUUUCCUACAUCUGUGGCACAGCUACACAGUAUUGGCAUGUAGUCUGGCCCAGCAAGGGACCCAGUAUUCAAUGGUUUAUGAUUUCAGUUCCUCUAUGGAGAUUAACGGUAACAACAACAACAAUACCAACAAUGGCAGCAACAAUAACAACACCAACAGUAGCAAUAACAACAACAAUAACAACAACAGUUCUGAAAAAACCGAAAGUAAGAGCCCACCACACAACACUGAGUCUAAAGUGCAGAAUCUGUUUCGACUGUUAGUGCCACUGAUGAAAAGUGAUCACUCGGACAUGAGGGACAUUGUGGUCAGUGCACUGGGACACACUAACCCAGCAGUUUUUAAGNNNCUUAUGGAGGAGCUGCAGCCAUUUAUCAAAGAGUCCAAUGACAAAAAAGCUGACAAAGUGAAACAAAAGAGGAAGCGAGACCUUCUCCGUUCCCAAUUGGCUCGAAUCUUUGAACUGCUAGCAACAAACAAAGCUUUUUCAAAACCAACUCCCGGUGGCAUUGAUACUGACAACAACAGUCUGAGUUCAACAUUCUUGGACUAUAUUGAAGGCACCCGACUCUAUCUUGAAGGGGAAAAUGAGAAAGAUUUGCCGAAUCUUAAAGAAAUUCGCUUACAUUUCAGUGGAUUCAUACAGCAGUUGAUAUGGAACACACCUUUAAACUCCCGUGAAAAACUUCUCUCAAAGACUGUGAAAGAAAGUUUGUUUAAUUUAUUAGGCAACUGGGCUGGACAAUUAAACCCAAACAAUUCCACAUCAGAAACCAAAUCCUCAAAGAAAGAUCCUCUAACAGAUCUUGAGAUAGCUGCUGUUGGUGCCAUGUGUGCAAUCCUCUGCUGUGGUCCAGUUUUUGAUGUGUCUGGUCUCAAUGAAGAGGGUUAUAUUUAUAAUUUGCUAAACACAUUUCUCACCUGUAAAAAUGACCAGGUUUAUAACAUUGCCAUAGAAACGGUGACUCUUUUGCUGGAGUUCAAUUAUGAUGGACAGAAUGUUUUAGACUGGGUGAUCGAUUGUUGCUACACUGGCAUCACAUCUGUUGCAGAUGGCUGCCUCAGUGCACUGUUAGCUGUCUUUAAAACCAGGGAAUAUCCAUGUGAUCAUGUAUCAAUGCUAAAUCUCGCAGUAAUGCAUGUAGGCUGUCCACGCAUAAAAACACAUGAGACUGCAUUAGAACUUCUGCAAUUGUUAGACACGCGCUUCUUCCAGGAUGCGCCAGUCUUUGUCGAGAGUUCCGAUGAUGCCGUACAACAGCUGAAACCCCCACUCAAUGAUAUUAAACUCGCUGUGUCUUAUUCCCACUCUCAGUCAGUACUAACAGAACAACUGUCAAAACUCCACCCAGAUCUAACUAUGCCGAUGUUUUCGGAGAUUAGUCACCGGUUCCAAACAGCAAAACCUGCACUUCGUCAAGUUUUGCUGCAAUGUCUGCUGCCCUGGCUGUACAAUAUGGAGCUUAUUGAUUCCAGUGCACCAGCUGCUGCAGCAUCCCCAACUUCUGCCAUGAAGACUGCUCCGGAUACCUUCAGUGUGACCACAUCUAAGACUCACUUGAAGGAUGAAGGAUGGGGGUCUGCGCAAGCAACAGAAAUGGUUCUCAAUAACCUCUUUUACAUCACUGUCAAGUUUGGUGAUGAACAUCCUCAUGAAAUAGAAAACUUGUGGUCAGCAUUAGUACAGUCUUGGCCCCACAAUCUCAGGGUCACUAUGAGAUAUCUAGCUGUCAUGUCUAACCUUGCUCCUGUGACUCUUCUGCCUUAUGCAAAACGUGUGAUGAGCUACAUGGCUAGGGCAAUUCCAGAAGCAGUUAUUGAUGAACUUAUGAUAGAACUUCAGACAAUCGAAACCAUGAAGCAAUUAAUAGAACGGACCCAGCCCCCUCCGUUUUACCGCCUCUCUAACUGUAAAGAUGGACACUUAGUGAGUGAUGUCACAGACAAGGAGAAGAUGAAUGGAAAUUAUAAGACCAAUAUCCCACUGGUAAAGGGCAUGCUACAUACAAAGAGACACAAUACCAAUGACGAUUUGUCAGCAGAAAGUUCUCCAAGACCAGAAUCCAUGAUAUCAUUACGGAGUACAUCAACUGAAUCUUCAGUGGUUAGCGUCAAAGAUCAAAAUGAAGAAGACAGAAGCAAUUCAAACAGCCUCGGUGAUACAGUACCCCUUGAAAUAUCACCUCCUGAUAUAAACAUACCAGAAACACCUGUUCCGUAUCCUUUACCAAUGCCUGCAUAUGGUGGGUACUUUGCUCCAAUGUCUGAGUAUUUACCUGAAGUAUUUACUCCUACAUCUGGUCAUCACAGAAGCAACCUGAGCAUCAUGUUCCUAAGUCAACUGGUUCUGGACGGUUUAGAUAUUGACUGGCUCAGUCAUCUACCAUUAAUGUUACACAUCACAUUCCUUGGUCUAGACCAUUAUCAGCCAAUUGUCUAUGAACAUUGUAAACAACUGCUGGAAAACCUGAUGCUUCUUUUAGUGGCAAGAGAACAACAAGGCAUUGCCAAGUUGUUGAUAAAUCAUCGCAGGAAUCACAACAGUGGUGUUGAGUUACAUAUCGGUAAUGGAGAAUUUCUUAAAGAUGGCGGUCCCGUCUCAGAGUUUCUCAUGAACACUCAGAAAGCGUCUGCUUACAACCAAACAACAGAGAAUGAUAACAGCCUGAGUGGAAGUGGCAAAGACGAUCUCCUUGAUGUGAACAAGCUGAAAACCCUGGAAGAUACUGUGCAGGCUCUUCUCAUGUUCAUUGAUGCCAAAGUUGGAAAACCCCUCUGGAGCUAUGAAGACAUUACACCAAAGAAUUUAAGGACAGAGAGUUCAUCUUCAUUGGAAUAUUUCCUGAAACUAGUUCUGAAAAUCUUCAAAGACAUUCAUCCCUUAGCGUUGAUAGAACAGCGUUGGUCACAAAUUGCUUUACAGCUGUCACUUUCCUGUUCUUCACGGCACUAUGCUGGCCGAUGUCUCCAGAUACUUCGAGCAUUGCAAAUUUGUCCAUCAGGUCAGAUGUUGUCAGAUAUUCUCUCUCGAUUGAUUGAAACUGUAUCAGAAGAAGGAGAAGACAUGCAGGGCUAUGUGACCGAAAUAAUGCUAACUUUGGAAUCGUUGGUUGACAAUCUUGAUAUUGACUUCUGCUCCUUUGAUACUAUGCGGGAUCUCUUCCUAUCAACCCCAAAUUUGGCAAAAGAAACAUUGGCUGAGAAUCGCAGAAGUGCCUUCAUAUCUCAGAGCCAAUUCACAGCUCAUGCACGUAGCACCAGUUACACAGUGGUCCCUUCCAAUGUCAAAGAAGCAAGAGUUCGGGCUGUAUCAGAUGCUGACAACCAACAUCCUGCAAUGAAUUCCCAUUCGACUGCUAAUUCUUUGAAAGCUUUUGACCAAACCAAUGCCGAGAAUAAGUUCACUCUUGUCACACAGAUAUUUUGGCUGGCAAUAUCCAUGUUUGAAUCUGACUAUGAGUAUGAAUUCUACAUGGCCAUUCGACUCUUGGAGAAGAUCCUGAGACAUAUACAACCAGAUCGAACAAACAGCAGAGAUAAACUGGAAGAAAUUCUACAACAAAUCAAAUGGACAAACUUUCCUGGUGUUCAGACUUUGCUUUUUAAGGGUUACACAUCUCCCAACCUGGCCAUUCCUACUUGCCACCUGCUCUCUCAGCUUACCCUCUACAUUAAUGUUUAUGUUAUUGAUCCUACUAAAUGCCUUGGUUUCCCAUUGAAUGUCAUAUCCUUGUUGCCAUAUCUGGUACACCAUUAUGAAGAUCCUAGCAAAAAAUGCCGACAAGCUGCUGAAAAUAUCAGUAAAAUGUGCGCACAACAGUCUGAGAGAUUGGACAAUCUAGCAACAGUGAUGUCCCUCUACAGCCGUGGAACCUUUAACAAAGAUAGCCUCCAGUGGACAAAAUGUGUGGUCAAAUACCUACUUGAUGUCUACUUGUCAGCCAGCUUGAGUAUGGUGACUCUUCUUGUUGAGAUUCUAGAGAAAGGUCCAACCACAUUCCAGCCUGCAAUUUUACAAAUUCUACAUUGCCUUGUUCAUUACAUUGACUUCAAAACUAUUUCUCAAUCAACAAUAAACCAACGCCUCUUCUGUCCUGUUGCUAAACUAUCUAACGGUACCUAUUGGAAGGAAGCGUUGAAAAUCCUGAAACUCGCCGUCAACCGUUCCUCCACCCUUGCAGCUGCUCCACAACCCCACCAAACCUGUGUUACUUCCACAGAUCUCAGCAAUUUCUCACCUCGCACUUCUUUCCCCAACAGUGGAGCCUAUAUUAAGAAAGAACUGCCAGGUCGAACACUAGAUGUCAGUGUAGAUCUAUCUAGAAUGCCUUUGAUUGGUCAGAAAUACAUGAAUGCUGACCUCAUCCAUCACAGCGAGGAAGACAAAAUGGUUAGUCUUCUGGCCAUCACUCGCAAACAGUCUACAAAUGUCCAGUGGCUGUCCUCUUGGAAGACACCACAUCUCUCUAGGGCUAAAACUCGAGAACGGCUCAUCAAUCUAUUAACCAGCUUUGGUCAAAGAGUUGGUCUCUUGAAAAGCAUGUCUGUGAUAUUUAGUCAAUCAAGUGAUAUUCCACAACAACAAAACAGUUUGGCAUCGAGUCAAGAAAACUCUACAGCCUCUGUCAAUUCCUCAAAUGAUAUAUUCCUUGGUGACCCUAAUGGUAAAGAGUUGAUGUUAACAUUUAAAGGAUUCGAUUUCCUUGAUAAUGAACUUGAAGAAGUUGAGGAUUCCUAUAUCUUCAAGCAAAAAGAUGACUAUUUCUCUUUGGGUGAUCGUCGCUGUUCAUUGAAUCUCGAUGCGACAGAAUCUUCGUCAACAUUGACAUUUUUUGGCAGCGUACCUGAUUUGAAACUGCUGGAUAAUUUCCCUGAUGCCAAGAGUCUAACCCUGAAAGACAGUUCCAGUUUUCUGGAAGAGGUUUAUUCAGAUGAAUCUCAAGCCUCUGGAGGUGAUGAAGAUGAUGGUAUGCCACAAGUCAACCAAAAUGGAUCUGCUUCAUCUUACCAAAAUCAGACUUUAACCAAAAGAAAAAUUUUUCUUUUGAAUUCUCCAAGCCCAGUCCCUGAUGCUGAACCAACCCCAACACAACCUUCUGCUGUGCCGUCUUUCAGUCUCACCAACAUUUCCAAUUGUGCCUUCCAUUUCAACAUUCACAGUGAAGCUAUUGAGGAUGCUUGGAAGACUCAUGUAUCCGAUGUUCUCAACACUUCUUCAUCAGAACAUGUCAUAUACACUUGCCAAAUUUUCCCACGUUUAUAUAAGGAUUUAUAUAAACAAGUUUUAACACUUAGCAAAGAAGUCUGUUAUUAUCUUCACAAGGCUGAAUCGUUUAAAGAACUUGCUCAAGAUUUUGAACAGAUUAUGCAGAUGCUGUUCACAAAAAUUGAUUGUCCCUUUGUUUUCAUGAUGUCCAAGUCGACGUUAGACUCCAAUGUUGUCAAUAAGCACAAAUUUUGCCUCCUGGAACUCCGAGAAUGCAUGGAUACUUUCAGGUUGAGGAGAGAUCAAGCUAAAGAGAGCCUCAACAUCAUUAUUUCAUCUGAGAAACAGAAUGGUUCAGAUUUAAAUUCAACUUUCCACAGCAGAGAGAAAUUAAACAUGUGCCGCUGUCUCUACAAACUAAUUUUUCAACUGAUGUCGUUGUUUGAAAGUUACUCCAAAGUUCUGGACAUUGUAUAUAAUGUGGACAUUCCCACCCAGGUCAUUAAUAUAUCCAUAUCAGUUACAGCUAUAAAGAAGAAUCUUACCCAAAUCUGGAUGGACUUGGAAAAUGGGCACAACAACCUCUUUGACUUGGAUUCUAAUGCUGAAACCAAAGAGGAAGUUGUUGCCUGCCUAAUUCAGUAUAUAACGGCACACCAUUAUCUUCAGGCUCUACAGUUGUUACGUCUUUUCAGGUGACAAAUCUUAUAUAAAUAUCUAUUCUCAGUGACUGGCAUUUCAGGCUUUUGUGUUUGUGUGUAUAUCUGUCUGUCUAUAUGUAUGUAUGUUCCGUAAAUCCUCGAGUAUAAUCUGCAUUAUUUUCCAAAAAUUUAAAGGUCAAAAUCCCUAGUGCGUACUAUAUACGAGGUUAAAAAUGAAAAAUAUUUUCUAAGCAAUGUCCGAGUCUCUAUUUGCUGUCCGGCAAUGUUUAUUCAGACGCAUUUUGUGAUGUCAGGUGCGAAAAUACCUCAAACUAAGCCUGAAAGCAAUGAAGUCAUAAAAGAAUCAUCCAUAACUUGCAGUAAGCAACAUUUAUUAAAAUAAAAGUGUUGUAUAUCGUCUGCACUGGAUGGUACUCAGGAUGACGUGUGGAAAGAUGAAAUAAAUGAAAGUGAAUCUUCUGAUGUUGACUAUGAAUCUGACGAUGACGGAGAUUUAAACUACAAUGAUGCUGACAUGUUUACAUGCUGAAAGUGACAUUGAAUUUGAAGGAUUUGAAUAAAUGUUUUUGCUUU